AUUAAAGAAAAGAAGAAGCAUAGUCACGGAUCAAUCUAAUCUAAGAAAGGAACAUUGUUACUAAUAUUUCUUGAUUUUUUUUUUAAAAAGCUACAAACCCUUGUCGCGAGUAGCACUAGCAAUCAUGGGUCAGUGCGCCAUGUCUCCCGCACGCUCUGGCACCACCGCCGGCAGCGGCGGCGGGCCGACGCCGUCGUCGUCGUCGUCGCGAUCCGCCUCCACCAUCGUCGCCGGCACGGCCAGCGGGUACCACCUCCUCAAGAUCGACGACUACUCGCGCACCCGGGAUCUCUUCCCCACCAGCACUGCCCUCAAGUCCCGCGCUUUCACCAUCGGCGGCCAUCGAUGGCGCAUCCAAUACUACCCCAACGGCAACACGCCCAACUGCGGCGAUUACAUAUCCCUCUUCCUUCAUCUCGACGAGGAAGUAACCAGGGAAGUGUACGCGCAGCUCCAGUUUCGUCUGCUCGACGACGAGUUGGGUGACAAAUUACCGCCGCCGCCGCCGCCGCCGUCGCUGGAUGCGAACAAGUUCUUCAGCCAUGCCAGUUGGGGGCAACCAAAGUUCAUCAAGAAGGAGGAAUUGGAGAAAUCGAGGCAUCUCAAGGGCAAUUCCUUCACCGUCCGGUGCGACGUCGUCGUCAUCACCGAGUUCGUCGCGAAGGAUAUGCCCGAGGCGGCGACCGCGACGGCGGCGAGAAGAAGAACCCCUGCGAGGGGAACUGGAAGCUUCGUCAGCGUGCCGCCGUCCGAUCUUCACCGGCAUCUCGGUGAGCUCCUCCUCGGCGAGAAGGGCGCCGACGUGGUGUUCAAGGUCGGCGGCAAGACCUUCACCGCUCACCGGUGCGUGCUCGCGGCCCGGUCGCCGGUGUUCGGCGCCGAGCUGCUAGGCUCAAUGAAGGAGAGCCGCAGGAAGGCCGUCGUCCGCGUCGUCGACAUGGAGGCGCAGGUGUUCAAGGCGCUGCUCCGCUUCGCGUACACCGACUCGUUGCCGGAGAUGAAGGAGAAAGACGAAGGCGCCAUGUGCCAGCACCUGCUCGUCGCGGCGGACAGGUACGCCAUGGAGAGGCUCAAGCUGGUGUGCGAGGAGAAGCUAUGCGAGCGCAUCGAUGUGAGCUCGGUGGCGACCGUCCUGGCGCUAGCUGAGCAGCACCAUUGUGAUGGCCUGAGAAAUGCGUGCUUUGAUUUCCUUAGCUCUCCAGAAAAUCUGAAAGCUGCCAUGGCCGGCGACGGCUUCGAGCAUCUGAGUAGGAGCUGCCCUUCUCUUAUGACGGAGUUGGUUGCCAUGCUCGGUAACUGUCACGAUCCUCAACCCACCCACCGAUCAAUGCCCAACACCGGAAGCAACCGAUAAUUCAUAGCAGUAAUCACUCAAGUAAUUUGGAUACAAUUGAGAGGAAUUAGCAAUGUAGAUUGGGAAGAGAAGCAGGGGACUGGGAAUAAGAGAACAGAAACUAGGAUUGGAAGAACAGAGAGAUGAGAGGAAAUUGGAGGAGGAAGAAGCCUUGGCUUUAGUUCUGUUGAUUUCUUCAUCGAUGCCUCAUCUGUUGCUGUUCCUUCUCUUUUAAAGGCAUGCACCCUGUUUGCCUGGACCAAAGCCCAGUGCCUGAAGCCCGGCCCAUAGGACGUGACAGUAACUUAGUUCAGUGACAAACAUAUCAUGUUUCUAAGAUUCUUUAUGCAGUA
Oryza sativa Japonica Group (Japanese rice) is the source of this 1686-nucleotide messenger RNA. Its product is annotated as BTB/POZ and MATH domain-containing protein 1. Gene Ontology annotation, biological process: protein ubiquitination. Gene Ontology annotation, molecular function: protein binding. The record is from RefSeq and is a predicted model, not a curated record. NCBI's taxonomy places the organism in Eukaryota, Viridiplantae, Streptophyta, Magnoliopsida, Poales, Poaceae.